AUGUUGGGGCGAGUAGCGCAUCGAUCACGGGCCAGCAUAGGAGCCAGAUACUAUGCUGCAACGCCAUCAUCCUCCGUAGUUGCACCUACAAGCAAGUCAUCGCAAUCAUCUAUAAAGCCAUCUCCUGCCUUCCUAACAGGCCCUCGUGAUAUCCAUGUCUUUCCUGUCUCGAAUGCCUUCGAGAAUGAACAGCAAUCAAGGACGGCAAGCACUACUUCCACCGCCACUAUAAAUACUCCCUCUUCUCCAUCACCAUCAGCACUAUCAGAUAAACCAGAGUCGCAGUUCGAGGCAUUCAAUGGUGAAUCUGUCGCAGCUGCCGAAGACUUGACAAAGUCAUUCAAGGGAAUCUCUGCUGAGCCAUUCCCAAAGGAGGCUUGUGAUGUAUUGAUGGCUCCUAUAAAGUCAGAGGAUGUCGAAAUCAAACCAGAUGGACUACUAUAUCUGCCUGAAAUCAAAUAUAGAAGGAUAUUGAAUCGAGCAUUCGGUCCAGGCGGCUGGGGCAUCAUUCCACGAGGCCCACAUAGCAUAUCACAACGAACAGUAUCACGUGAAUACGCUCUGUUCUGCCUAGGUCGCUUUGUCUCACAAUCUAGAGGUGAACAAGACUUUUUCGGAGACGACAAUCUUGCUACGGCUUCCGAAGGAUGUAAAUCAAACGCCAUGAUGCGAUGCUGUAAGGAUCUAGGUGUCGCAUCUGAAUUAUGGGAUCCGGUAUUCAUCCGUGAGUUCAAGAAACAGUAUGCUACCUUCGUACAGGCAACUCACGUCACCACUGCUGCCAAAAAGUGGGUGUGGAAGAGGAAGGAUCGCGCUUUGGAUUACCCAUACAAGGAGGAAGCGGCAUCGUUUGUGUUUGGAUUCUUGUUCGCUGCAUCAGUCUAUCCAUUGUCCAUUGAGGAUUUUGAGGAUUUUGUCGGUGAAAUUCUUCCUUCCUGGUAG
Synchytrium microbalum is the source of this 942-nucleotide messenger RNA. RefSeq lists its product as uncharacterized. Lineage: Eukaryota; Fungi; Chytridiomycota; Chytridiomycetes; Synchytriales; Synchytriaceae. The transcript is spliced from 4 exons. Gene Ontology annotation, cellular component: mitochondrial chromosome; mitochondrial nucleoid. Gene Ontology annotation, molecular function: single-stranded DNA binding. The record is from RefSeq and is a predicted model, not a curated record. Bases 1 to 942 code for a protein of 313 amino acids. Gene Ontology annotation, biological process: recombinational repair; interstrand cross-link repair.